GCGAUCUUCCUUGUGUUCAAACUUUCCUCUUCUUCUUUGCUUCUUGAAGGUAUUCCGGCAUUUAUUUAUUUUGAUUCAUAUCCUCAGCUUAGUAUGGUUAAUCCUUCUUCGGACAUGCCACCAUCAUUUUCGGUGAACUUGGUGCGGCGCGCUUCUGUUCAAAGCCGAGUCGUAAGGGAGUGUGGCUCGCAAAGUUCUAGUCACUAUAAUCUCAAGCGUCUCUCGCAAGAUCUUUCUCAAAUAUCUUCAAACGGCCUGCUGUGGUAUGGAAAAGCGAGUGAAAGCUACGAGGUCCACGUCAAUACAGUCCCUAACCCGGGCCGGCUACAAAGGCGACUAUCGCAAAUCAUAACUCCAUCGAAAUUCUGGCGGGAUGAUGACAGCCCGCUCGAAGAAUUUAAGGACUUGAGCGGCGACACCGACGGAGACGAGAUAGAAAACCCGACAGAAGCUUCCCAUGAGAUCACCAGACCUGGCAGCCGAGCAUCUUACCGCCACACCUACAAUCUUCCCAACAAGAAGUUUUGUGUAGCAAAAGACCAAGUGGAAAUCGACUAUGUAAACAACAAGUAUAAACAGGUCAUAUAUCCUCAUCUACCUAUCACCCGACUAUCCGCGGGCAACAGAAACUCGACCUACACAUCGGGACUAGCCUCCUUCGCGGCCACGGAGUCUCAAGUUUCGCUUUCUAGUAUCUAUUCGGACAAUACCGAAGCUUCCUUGACGUUGGAGUUAACAAGCGAACAGGCGGCGCCUCAGCUUCCUACUGGAGAUCUCCCGGUAGCUCGUGAUAUUAGUAUCAAGACUAGAGAAAAUUAUAAUGCAGAAGGAGUAGAACAAGCGAUCGUGAAGCAGAAAACACGCUCACGCCCGCUGGCACGAUGUUUGAAACGCGCCAAAAAGUCGAUUGGGUUGGAUAAGGCUGGCAAACGAGUGGAAUCGUUUAAAAGUUCUAAGCUCCACAAUAUAUUCAAGAAGCAUGUUGCUGUCACUCAACAGAAUGGUUUCUCGGAAAACAUACGGUCAAAUAUUGGAAAGCAAUACUUCAGCCGCAAGCCAUUCUAACUGUGCACCACGUGUAGGUCGCCGACUCGCUGGCUACUGUAGUCAUAUAGGCUUAUAGUUGCUAUCUGAGUCAAGUCUGAUACUUUCUCAACCAACUUCAAUUUUGCCAUUCUUCAGCUCCCGGCGAAUCCCAAAACUGCGAAUAAAAACGAUUUCAUGGUAUCCAGACUCUUGUCCUCAUUCCUGUUUUGUAUUCACUACUUAGCUAUCACAUCACCCUUGCAUUUCACUUACUUGACACUAUGAAUCUCCAAUUAGUGUUUUCCUCCUGUCACAAUAGUGUUCUUAGUCAUAUACAAGGAAAUAAUCAUACCUCAAUGAAGAUACCACCUGUUUGGACAGCCCUGUCUGGACUGUGAUCAGAA
Messenger RNA from Puccinia graminis f. sp. tritici CRL 75-36-700-3, 1430 nucleotides. RefSeq lists its product as uncharacterized. The transcript has 5 exons. NCBI's taxonomy places the organism in Eukaryota, Fungi, Basidiomycota, Pucciniomycetes, Pucciniales, Pucciniaceae. The coding region runs from base 94 to 1065 and encodes 323 amino acids. The record is from RefSeq and is a predicted model, not a curated record.